Molecule: messenger RNA, 492 nt
Organism: Anisakis simplex (herring worm)
Lineage: Eukaryota; Metazoa; Nematoda; Chromadorea; Rhabditida; Anisakidae
Source: the annotation of a GenBank genome assembly
AUGAGGCUGUUGCUUCCUUUUUGGGAAGUACUUGUUGUGCGAAAUUCAGCACUGCUUCAGCUGAAAACGCGUUUACUAACAAACAAUUUGAGUGAUCAAGCCAAAUUCCAAAAGGAUCUUUCAAGCAAGCUUAAAUUUCAACUGAAGCAGCAUGCAGAUGAUUUUUUUGACUUCGUCACAGACAUAUUUCAACUGAGUCGAAAAGAUAAACGCAAGGCGACGGGAUGUCGAAAAUAUACCUUUCUCAAAGCGAAGGACUUAAGAUUGAGCACGUUGAUACCGUUGCUUGGAUGCGAUUCAUCACAAAUUGCUUAUGUUUUGUUUCAGCGUGAUUCAUUUUUCAAUAAUACUUUUAAGAUGCUAGAUUCGUUGGGCUGUUUAACACUUCACAAUUUCGAUCAACUGCAAUAUCGCCAUUUCCGUAUGAUUGGAUACGACGUGAACGAUGAAAAAGAGCUGCCACGAUUUCGUAACGGUUACCAUUUCACGUAA